Alexandromys fortis (reed vole) is the source of this 1235-nucleotide messenger RNA. RefSeq names its product limb and CNS expressed 1 like (gene Lix1l). The record is from RefSeq and is a predicted model, not a curated record. Gene Ontology annotation, biological process: autophagosome maturation. The coding region runs from base 93 to 1106 and encodes 337 amino acids. The transcript has 6 exons. Gene Ontology annotation, cellular component: cytoplasm. Lineage: Eukaryota; Metazoa; Chordata; Mammalia; Rodentia; Cricetidae.
CUCAGUCCCUCGGCUCUUGCUCACUGGGAUAGCUGGGACCGUUAGCUCGCCAGGCUGGCAAGCUGCGGGGUCCAGCUCUGCGGUCGGCCGGGAUGGAGACGAUGCGAGCACAGCGGCUGCAGCCCGGCGUAGGUGUCGGCGGGAGAGGCACUCUGCGAGCGCUGCGGCCGGGGGUGACCGGGGCCCCGACUAGCUCCGCCACACCCCCCGCGGGCCCGCCGCCCGCCCCGCCGCCCCCCGCCCCGCCCCCGCCGCCGUUGCUCCUGGCUGGGGCCCCCGGGCUGCCCCUGCCCCCCGGCGCUUCGGGGAGCCCUGCCGUGCUGCGCGAGGCCGUGGAGGCGGUGGUGAGGAGCUUCGCCAAGCACACGCAGGGCUAUGGCCGAGUGAAUGUGGUGGAAGCUCUUCAGGAAUUCUGGCAGAUGAAGCAGUCCCGGGGCGCCGACUUGAAGAACGGGGCUCUGGUGGUGUACGAGAUGGUCCCCUCCAAUAGCCCUCCCUACGUCUGCUACGUCACUCUGCCUGGGGGAAGCUGUUUUGGGAGUUUCCAGUUUUGCCCCACCAAAGCUGAGGCCCGGCGGAGUGCUGCGAAGAUUGCGCUAAUGAACUCCGUGUUUAACGAGCAUCCAUCCCGAAGAAUCACCGAUGAGUUUAUUGAGAAGAGUGUCUCAGAGGCCCUGGCGUCUUUCAAUGGUAACAGAGAGGAAGCUGACAACCCAAAUACAGGGAUUGGUGCUUUCCGAUUCAUGCUGGAAUCUAAUAAGGGCAAGUCAAUGCUGGAGUUCCAGGAGCUCAUGACAGUUUUUCAGCUGCUGCACUGGAAUGGCAGCCUCAAGGCCAUGAGGGAAAGACAGUGCUCUCGACAGGAGGUGUUGGCUCAUUAUUCGCACCGGGCCCUGGAUGAUGAUAUCCGCCACCAGAUGGCUCUGGACUGGGUGAACAGGGAGCAGAGUGUGCCGGGGGCACUGUCUAGAGAGCUGGCCUCCACUGAGCGGGAGCUGGAUGAAGCCCGGCUGGCGGGCAAGGAGCUGCGCUUCCACAAGGAGAAGAAGGACAUACUCAUGCUGGCGGCUGGGCAGCUGGGCAAUAUGCAUUCCUCCAGCUGCUGAGCACCUGCCCUCACUGCCACGCUCGUCAGGCCCUUUUUUGUAUGUCUCCUUUCUAAGACGUAGGACGAUUUCUGUAUAUACUUUCUCAAUUUUAUACUUUUAAAUAUAGAUAUAUAUGUAUAAACUCUA